CAGAGAGAGAAAGAGAGAGAGUCAAGUAAGCCUGCACUCAGUGACCAACUCACUCCAUACCCUGCCCUGCUGUUAAUUAAACGGCGAGGGGAGAAGGGCCAGCUGAGAAUUCCCCGCGGCCGCCGGUGCGCCUUGUUGGAGUGACACCGACAACAGUCGAGAAAUCCCGCUCGGAAAGGGAGAGAGGAACUCGCAGGCGGCGGAAUGAACGCUGACAGCUAACGCCCGGAGCAGAUCGGGACUUCAUGAGUGGGAAGUGGAGCGGUGGUUGGAGACAACGCGGAAAGCCGACGGAUAGACAACGGCCAGUGUAACUUCAUUUAUUCAUCGAGUAAAAAAAAACGAGAGAGAUACUACUGCAAUGAACAAACUAGGCUUCUGUAAGGCCACCUUGGGACUGUGGCUUGUCUGUAGUCUGUUCCUGGGAAGCGCCGAGGGGAAUUUUGCCGAUCACCACGUUCAUUCCAGCUUCAUUUACAGGCGUCUGCGGAACCACGAGAGGAGGGAGAUUCAGAGGGAGAUACUCUCCAUCCUGGGGCUUCCUCACCGCCCCCGGCCCUUCUCGGUGGGGAAGCACAGCUCGUCCGCGCCGCUCUUCAUGCUGGAUCUGUACAACGCGAUGUCCAGCGAGCAAGAGGCGGAGCGAGGAACGGCCAGAGGUGCCGUGCCUUACCGCGCCGCUCUCGCCACCCAGAGCCCAUCGCUCGCCAGCCCGCACGACACCAACUUCCUCAACGACGCUGACAUGGUCAUGAGCUUCGUGAACCUAGUUGAAAGGGACAAGUACUUCUCUCACCAACGAAGACACUACAAGGAAUUCCGAUUUGAUCUCACACAAAUUCCUGAAGGCGAGGCAGUAACAGCAGCAGAAUUCCGCAUUUACAAAGACCGAAGCAACAGCAGAUAUGAAAAUGAUACCUUCAGGAUUACCAUAUACCAGGUUAUUAAAGAAUAUACUAAAAGGGAUGCCGACCUCUUCCUGCUGGACAGCAAAAAAAUUCGUGCGUCAGAGGGUGGAUGGCUUGUGUUCGACAUCACAGCUACCAGCAAUCACUGGGUACUGAACCCACAACAUAACCUGGGCUUGCAGCUUUGUGUGGAAAUAAUGGAUGGUCGGACCAUUAACAUUAAAUCAGCUGGCCUAAUAGGAAGGCAUGGACCACAGUCCAAGCAGCCAUUCAUGGUGGCCUUUUUCAAAGCCAGUGAGGUGUUGCUCCGUUCUGUCAGGGCUGCCAACAGCAAACGCAAAAACCAAAAUCGAAACAAAUCCAGCAGCUCUCAAGAUUCCUCAAGAUUAUCCGGCCCUGGAGAUUACAACACCAGUGAGCAGAAACAGGCGUGCAAGAAGCAUGAACUCUACGUCAGUUUCCGGGACCUGGGAUGGCAGGACUGGAUCAUAGCUCCAGAAGGAUAUGCUGCGUUUUACUGCGAUGGCGAAUGCUCCUUUCCACUCAAUGCGCACAUGAAUGCUACAAACCAUGCAAUUGUUCAAACACUGGUUCAUUUGAUGUUCCCUGACAACGUCCCCAAACCUUGCUGUGCACCAACCAAGCUAAAUGCAAUCUCUGUGCUGUACUUUGAUGACAGUUCAAAUGUCAUACUGAAGAAAUAUCGAAACAUGGUGGCUUUUGGGCAGAUCGGCGCGAGGGGGUCGAGAGAGAGGAUGCAAUGCUCUAAGCUGGGCGAGGAUCGGACCCCAAAGGGGGGUCCGAGGCCGGGAGAUUCUCCGAGGAGGGGGGAUGAAGCUAAAUGUGUUUGGUUGACCACUCGGAGGGUCCUGAGCUGUUUGGAGAGUCGAGGAGUUCGGAGGGUCCUGAGCUGCGAGUCGAGGAGUUCGGAGGGGAUCGAAUGGUGGCCAGAAGACUUCAGAAAUUGAGCUCCAACGGCUGUGCACGAAGUGGUUUGGACUUUGAUAAGUUUGGCGCCUUUUCUUUAAUUUUCUCUUCAUAUAUACUGUAUCGUUAUUAAUCACUUAGUUAUAGUAACCUUUAUAAAUUGUACUCAUUUAAUCGCAUAUGGUGUACUGUCUGUUUUUGGGUGAGGCGGGGACAUCACACAGCAUCCACACCAGCUGAUUACCCAGUUUGGCGGGGCCGAAGGCUGCUCCCCCUAGACAAGAACGAGCUGAGCGAGCCUGAGGCGACCCAGGGAAUUACAUGCAGAUUUCCUCGUGUUGACUAUUUGUACGUUAACUCUUUCAUUCUUGGAAUAAUUCCCAUGAACCUCCUCUGGACCCUCUUCAAUGCCAGCAUAUCCUUUUUGACAUUAGGGGCCCAAAAUUGCUCACAGUGCUCCUAGUGCUGAAUUGAGGCGGUGGCACCUGGGUCCAAGAGUGAGAAAUGAGCCAUUGAUUGGCCAACUUAAGCACUGAGCCAGAUUGAAAAGAUUAGAAGAUACCUGAAUCCAGGCAUGACAGUGUGGAACAAUCUAAUGACUGGUUAUCGUUGGAGCAGACAUGGGGUCGAAUCGGCCUGGGUCCAAGUGCGAGGAACGAGCUGAUGAUUUAAUCACUGGGUUAACUUGAAAAGGUUGUGUUGUCAGGGCCUGAGGUGAGGGACGGGCUAGUGUUCAGCUCACUGUUCUGUGAGGUUUACUCGUAUCUGUACUGAACUGAGGCUGUGGCCUGCAACUAACAGCUCCUGCACCAGCUGCAACGACAAACUGACUUUGUGGCUCUGGACUCACUUUCGUGAACUUCAUUUCUGAUUGUUAUUUGUUUACUUUUUAUUGUUUACACAAUUUCUUUUUUUUCCACACAUUAGGUGCUUGGCAGUUUUUUUUUAAUUGGUUUUAAUUGAGUUUCUUUGUUUUGUGUGUCUGCUAGAAGAAAACAAAUCUCAAGAUUGUUUAUAGUAUACAUACUUUGAUAUAAAUGUAUUUUAAACUUUGAAGUGCAG
Molecule: messenger RNA, 2897 nt
Organism: Hypanus sabinus (Atlantic stingray)
Lineage: Eukaryota; Metazoa; Chordata; Chondrichthyes; Myliobatiformes; Dasyatidae
Gene: bmp5
Product: bone morphogenetic protein 5
Exons: 8
Coding region: 362-1876 (504 amino acids)
Biological process (GO): SMAD protein signal transduction
Cellular component (GO): extracellular region
Molecular function (GO): growth factor activity; cytokine activity
Source: RefSeq, a predicted model, not a curated record